Molecule: messenger RNA, 1866 nt
Organism: Aspergillus alliaceus
Lineage: Eukaryota; Fungi; Ascomycota; Eurotiomycetes; Eurotiales; Aspergillaceae
Product: WD domain protein
Exons: 2
Coding region: 80-1774 (564 amino acids)
Molecular function (GO): protein binding
Source: RefSeq, a predicted model, not a curated record
GGUACUCAGUCCCUCAACAGACUAACAUUCCGUAUGCGCAUGCGCUUUAUCUUAUAAUUAUCCCCCUAUUAUUAGCAGCAUGUCAAAAAGAUGUGAUAUUAAGGAUAUUGAUGAUGAUGCAAUAUAUCCAAUGCCCAAACGCUGUUGUCUAUCUCAAGCCUAUGACACCGAUUAUCUUUCAUCCUUAAGCGACGAAGUGUUAUUACACGUACUAUCUUUUCUAUCCGUACCAUCCUUGCUUUUAUGUCAGAGUGUGUCCCGUCGCUUCCAUGAUCUAGCCGGAGACUCGGAGCUAUGGAAGCGACAAUACUACUUUCGUUGGGUACGGCCUCGAGUGCGUCGUUUAGGUGUGAGACAUGCCACUCCUCAUUUUCCACAUAUUGGGUACUCGCCCAAAGUGUCUACAUGGCUCGACCACGGUCAUCUAGCGAAAGAAGGCAAAGUUACAAACUGGAAAAGACAGUAUCGUCUUAGGCACAACUGGUCUAAGGGUAUCUGCCGUGUCACUGCAGUCGAGCUAUCCCAACCCCCAAAACCGCCUGUGUUGGUCAAGUUUUGCGCUGGGCUUAUUUUUACAGCAGACUCCGGCCAUGGACUUAGGGCUUGGCACGCGGACAAUCCAGAAUCAUGUUCAGCAAAUGUACCGUUCACGGGCUCCGAGUCACAAGCGCCUAUGGUGCCGACCUCAUUGACAGCAUCAUACUGUCCACAGCAAGGUGUGGUGAGGAUAGCCGUCGGAUUUGAGAGCGGUUGUUUCAGCGUAUAUAAUAUGGAUACUGGAGCUUUGCGAUUGGAGUUACGGUUUACUCAUUCUAGCUCCGCCGACGGGGCAAUAAUCGGGAUGGCUUCUUCGUUCCCUUAUGUUCUAAUGGUUUCUCGACGCAAUGCGUUAUCAUUAUUUAUGGUUUCAUCCAUGAACGAGAACUCGGAUCAGGCCCCUAGUGAGUUGACAGAGGAGGCCUAUCUCCUUACAACUCUCAAAGCUGAGAGCAUACUGGGACCAAUGUCAUUAUCUGUGCGAAUUGCAGGCUCAGAAAUCAUAUCGUCCAUAGUGUACAGUUUUUACCACACCGGAUGUGGUUGGUCAGUAGGGAUCCAAGAACUGCACUUCGAUGAAGGUGGUCAGCAGAUCAAUUCACGACUCACGACUACGGUGGACUGUCAGUACGGUAUAGCACCUUCUCACUUUUCUAGCCGAGCAACUAGGCAGAACCGACCCUCAUCGAAUGGAGACCUGUACGGAUGGCAUACCGAACCAUCGAUAUUACAUCGAGAACCGCCAACCUCGAUCUCCUAUUCACAUCCAUACCUCUUGACUUCUCAUGCAGACAACACUUUGACUGUGUAUCUUGUUGUUUCAACAGCGGCGAGACUCUAUGUCAAAGGAGGCCAGAGACUCUGGGGCCACACUUCAUCAGUUUCGGCCGUACAAGUCGGCGAUCGUGGUAAAGCGGUGUCUGUUAGUUCACGUGGCGAUGAAAUUAGAAUAUGGGAACUUGAACCUUUGAUCUCCCAUUUUGGAACGCAGAAGACGUUGGAGGAAAAUAGCAUCCAAGUUAGCCCCGAAAACAAGCAAUAUCGGAAGUAUGAAGCAUUUGGUGUGUUAUCUAGAGUUCCUCGUUACGAAGUUGGUGGGAGUCAGUUCCACUCUCUAGAAAAGUCUUGCGGGUUGGAUCAAAGCCACGGCAGCGUUGAAUUUGAUGACAAGCGUGUGCUUCUGCUUCGCGAGAGGAAAAUCGGAAACCAGCUACUUGAAUUUUACGACUUCACAUGAAUUUUAUUUUAUAUACACCGAGUAGAGAGGCAGGAGAAGAGUGACAGGUGCAUCAUCCCAAAUCCAAAAAAAAAAAAAAAAAAAAAAAAAAA